ACUUCUCCUCGGCGCCGGCGCCCCCCCGGCUGCGGCCGCCCUCCCGCCUUUCCCCUCCCCCGCCGCUGCCACAUCCUCCGCCGCUGUUGGCGUCAGCCGAGCCGCCAUAUUGGAGGAGAAGGUGCCGCCGCUGGUGCCGCAGGGGGAGUCGGGCCGGCCCGUCUCCUCUCCCCUUCCCUCUUACAGCUCCCCGGCCGGCCUCAGUGACUGUAGGGCGGGCGGCGGAGAGAGCCGUGCCGCUCGGCGUCUCCCCUCCCCAGCCGAAGUCCCUCGCGCCCGUCUCCUCCUCCUCCUCCGCCGCCGCCGCCGCCGCCGCCAUGACUUCCCUGACCCAGCGGAGCUCCGGCCUGGUGCAGCGCCGCACCGAAGCCUCUCGCAGCGCCGACAAAGAGCGGGUGGCCGGCGGCGGCGGGGGCGGCGGCGGCGGGCCGGAGGAGGAAAGCCGGCGCGACGAGCAGGGCGACGACGAGAAGGGCGACUCCAAAGAAACGCGGCUCACCCUCAUGGAAGAAGUGUUGUUGCUGGGCCUCAAGGAUCGAGAGGGAUACACAUCAUUUUGGAAUGAUUGCAUUUCCUCUGGGCUGCGUGGCUGCAUGUUAAUUGAAUUGGCACUGAGAGGGCGUCUUCAGCUGGAGGCAUUUGGAAUGAGACGCAAAAGUCUGUUAACUAGAAAGGUUAUCUGCAAAUCAGAUGCUCCUACAGGGGACGUUCUACUUGAUGAAGCUCUGAAGCACAUUAAGGAAACGCAGCCUCCUGAAACAGUGCAGAACUGGAUAGAGCUGCUCAGCGGUGAGACAUGGAAUCCGUUAAAAUUGCACUACCAGCUACGAAAUGUACGUGAGCGAUUAGCCAAAAACCUAGUGGAAAAGGGGGUUUUGACUACGGAGAAACAAAACUUUCUUCUAUUUGACAUGACCACACACCCUCUCACCAACAACAACAUUAAGCAACGCCUCAUUAAGAAAGUUCAAGAAGCCGUUCUUGACAGAUGGGUUAACGACCCCCACCGUAUGGACAAGCGCUUGCUGGCUCUCAUUUAUUUAGCCCAUGCUUCAGAUGUCCUUGAGAACGCUUUUGCUCCCCUUCUGGAUGAGCAGUAUGACCUAGCUACAAAAAGGGUGCGGCAGCUCCUGGAUUUAGAUCCCGAAGUGGAAUGUAUGAAGGCCAACACAAAUGAGGUCUUGUGGGCUGUAGUAGCUGCCUUCACGAAAUAACUGCAAUCAGACUGCUCAAGUGUUCCUCCCCCCCCCUUUUAUGUAAAUCAGUUUCUCUUCUAUUGAUGAUUCAUGUUUUCUGUCAUUUGUAUUUCUCCUCAUACGAUGAAAAAUCAGCUUUUGUUUCAUGGGAACGAUAGGUGGCGUGUUUGGUUGUUUGUGGUGUGCGUGUCUCUCUCUCCUUCAGGGUUUUGCUGUUGCAAGAGAGCUUCCUUUUCUUGAAACACAUUUGAUUGCCAUAUUGGUAUUCCAUUUCAUAUUGGAUGUAAGUUGCAUUAUCUGGAUAUGAUCUGUACUCUCUUCCUUCCAUUGGAAUGGUUUAAUGUGGCAAGCGAGUGCCUCCCAGGGGCAAAACAAGCACCUAGUUUCCAGUUGAUCCAGGUGGGCACAUUUUAGCAGGUCUUAUUCAGUGGAAUGACCUAAUGCAGUAUACUGCUUAUGGGGAGGGGUUGUGCAUCAGCAGUACCUGGUAGAUUGUGCCUUUUCUUAGAUGUUCAUUUUGAAGUGCUCAAAAUCAGUUUUAAAAUAGGGAGUAUUAACAUAUUGGCUCAAUAAACAGUUAAAGCCAUCCCAUAUGUUUUUUUUUGCUUAUGUAAAACUAUGUUGAUUUGUUUGCUUUAAAAAGUUAAGCUCUAACUCUUAAGGCUAGUAUAUAGAAAGGUCCUGUUGUUUCACAAAGAGAAAAGUUUUUGGGAUGGGAAUACAUUCCAGUGUAGUCUGUAUAUAGUAAGAAAAACUCUACAUUAACACAUAACUGCACACAUCUCGGUAACUGUAGUAAAUUUCCAAAUUUGUACACCUGGCGAUCCAUUAUUUUCAACUGUUGCCUCUUGGAAAGAUGGGCCUCUUACAGGAAGUGUGUGCCUGCGUGUGUGUGUCUUGUGUUUAUAGUGUCUCUGGAGUUUGUACCAGCCAGGUGCAAUCUGCCGAUUCAUUGCCUUUAUAGCAUUCAUUGUAUGAUGAGACCACUUUAUCAUUGUUUCUAUGGGGGGCUGGGGGGAGGGCUUGUGACCAGUACAAUUCUUGAGUGCAAUUUUCAAUUUUUUUUGUUUGAACACAAGUUAACAGUUGUGUCUCAUGUCAUUAAUCUACUUAACACUUCCAAAAAAAUCAGUUGUCAAUCUUAGCAGAUGUUGCAUGUAAAUUGUUAGCAGGUGAUGACUACAGUUCAACCAAUUAAGAUUUCUGUAGUGGGAAGCUCUACUAUGUUUUAAUUUUUAUAUACAAUUAUGCUGAUUAGCACAUUAUUGUAAAAUAUAUAAACUGGCUUUUUAAAGUUUAUUACCUCUUUGCCAUUGCUUGUUCUAGCUCCAGUCACAAUGUAAAUAUUAUGCAUUGAAACAAAUUAAAAAACUGAUUUUUCCCUCCUUUUUUUCUUUCAAAUAACCACACACUAAUAGUGGGGCAGGUAUCUAGAAAUGUUUUGGUUAACAUUGAAAGCAAAAAAAGUUCUAGAUGGUGUAUAACUGUAGCAGAAAUUUAAAGGGAUCCCCAAUCUGUAUACUAGCUUUUUACCUACAGUAAAUAAACUCUGAUUUUGAAAGUGCCUGAAACAGA
Molecule: messenger RNA, 2771 nt
Organism: Eublepharis macularius
Lineage: Eukaryota; Metazoa; Chordata; Lepidosauria; Squamata; Eublepharidae
Gene: GOLPH3
Product: golgi phosphoprotein 3
Exons: 4
Coding region: 318-1214 (298 amino acids)
Biological process (GO): Golgi organization; retrograde vesicle-mediated transport, Golgi to endoplasmic reticulum; Golgi vesicle budding
Cellular component (GO): cytosol; Golgi cisterna; trans-Golgi network
Molecular function (GO): phosphatidylinositol-4-phosphate binding
Source: RefSeq, a predicted model, not a curated record